Molecule: messenger RNA, 1344 nt
Organism: Didymella exigua CBS 183.55
Lineage: Eukaryota; Fungi; Ascomycota; Dothideomycetes; Pleosporales; Didymellaceae
Exons: 4
Coding region: 1-1344 (447 amino acids)
Source: RefSeq, a predicted model, not a curated record
AUGUUUAUUGCGUACAGCCACGUCGCCAUGCUCGUUACCGGCAUCAUCCUCGCACCCGCUGUAAUGGCCACACCGGCUGUACAAGAACUUACUGAUCUGAGGAUCAUCAUCAACUUGGCGGCAAGCACCAUUGGCGACCUCCAGAAUCCCAAUAGAGGCUGGGGCUUGUUCGGCAGCAGCAGUCAGAUGGGUACCGCCGACCUCAUCAACAACAUCACAAGUACAAUCUUGCAAUUUAAGUUCCAGGUCGAUACAAACAAGGUUGAAAUGCCCCCACAGACCGCCUUGUUGAACCCUGCAAACGUUACGACUGACCCAGCUCUCAACACCUCUGUACCGUCGCCGCCAACACCCACUCUGCCAUUGACCUCUAGCAUGGUCCUCCCAUCUACGCUCCCGACAAGUACGCCUAGUCUCGACAACGCCACUACGGAUCUCUCGACCCCGUACAUUGACUACGUCUCAGCCAUACCCAACCUGAGUACCAGCCUUACAUCGCUUGGUCGCGCUUGGCACCGUGAGAUGAAUUCACCAGUCAGAGACGCCAUCGGUGUGCUACAGGAAAGUAUCAACACACUACAAACUACGAUGCUGCAAUGCCAACUCAUCAGCAGCUCGGCUGUACUACGUACCAUCCGUGCAAGUAGCACACUGGAGAGCUCCCAGCAGGCAUGGAGUCGUUUUCUUAAUCUCCCUAGUCGUACAGGCAGUGGUGACGAUAGCGAGGACGCAUCGAGUACGCCCAGCAGAAGGUCCGAAUACCGUCUUACAAGCCCAACUUUGUGCCAGAAGUCAUUAGACUCACCGUCUGAGGAGAGUGCUAUGGUCAUCAAGCCGGAGGCCCUCGACGCUUUCGCAACGCGAAGCACACGCCCUGGAGCACUUGAGGCUGCGACAGCUAAUCAAGGAGACACAAUUAAAAACGAGACACCGAACAUGGAGGGAAAAAAGAAAGACCCGAAGUCCCUUUCACCAGAAGCCGAGCCGGUUCGAUCAGCCUUGAACCGACUCAAUACCAAUUUUGGCCAGCAUAACAACGGUACAGAAACCCCAGCUAAAGCUGUCGAACAGGUUGCGCAAGUGGUCGAAGACGUUGUCGAAGGCGUCAAGGCAGUCGUGCACGAAGCCGUUGCUUGGACUGAGAAGAAGGCUGAAGAGCUAGCGAAGAGCGAGGAUCGCGCUGGCCCAUACGACUCUCCAGCGACGGCUGCGGGUGGCACCUCUGACCUUGAUGUUAUUGCGACAGGAGUCCUCCCAGCGACUGUGCCUGUACAGGAGGAUGGGAAGGAUAAGCGGUCAGACAGCGUCCAGGAGUCUCGCGUCAACCACGACGACGACAAAUAG